AUGGAAGACGAUCGGAAAAACGGACAUUAUCUCGAUACCGAAAACGCCGAUGAAUCGGUUUGGUUGAUGAAGAGCCCUGUCGUCGUCUCCAAGGCUUGGGAGAAGCAGGUUAAGCAGUUUUCUUCGUCUUCGACUUCUCUCCCGAAAUUGAUAGAUGUAGGCGCGAAGGUUGUUGAAAGUAUUGAUCCCUUACAGUCCGAGAUUAACCCAGAGUACUCUAUGGAGAUUGUUUCUGCUGAGAAUCGGAACAUACCAAAGAGCUACGCUAUGAACAUGUUCGAAGAAUUUGUUGACAUGAGAGCCUUUUCUGAGGCCAAUCAACAUAAAGCUCUCUUGGGAAAGAUCGACCACAAGUUCGAUAUGAAACCACUUGGGGAAGACAUUGAAGACUACGCAAGGCUUUGUCGUGAGAGAACAAACCGAGCCAUGGUUAAAAAUCGACAGAUAAAGGUACUUGAUAAUGACACCGGAGCACGUAUGAGGCCCAUGCCUUAUUUUAUUCCCACCAAUCCAAAGGAUAAGAGACCUGUCCCGGUUAAGCAAACCGACGUGAAGAGGUUUAGGAGAGAUCGUGGUGAGAUCGAAGCGAUAAUGUUCAAGCUGUUCGAGGACCAAUCAAACUGGACACUGAAGCAGCUGGUGCAGAAGACGGACCAGCCGGCGCAGUUUUUGAAAGAGAUUAUGAACGAGCUGUGUGUGUACAAUAAGAGAGGAUCGAACCAAGGGACUUAUGAGCUUAAACCAGAGUACAAGAAAGCUGCUGAAGAUGAUACAAACGGGCAGUGA
Messenger RNA from Microthlaspi erraticum, 786 nucleotides. Lineage: Eukaryota; Viridiplantae; Streptophyta; Magnoliopsida; Brassicales; Brassicaceae. The record is from the annotation of a GenBank genome assembly.